Cylas formicarius (sweet potato weevil) is the source of this 1406-nucleotide messenger RNA. RefSeq names its product exosome complex component RRP45 (gene Rrp45). The record is from RefSeq and is a predicted model, not a curated record. Lineage: Eukaryota; Metazoa; Arthropoda; Insecta; Coleoptera; Brentidae. The coding region runs from base 125 to 1372 and encodes 415 amino acids. Gene Ontology annotation, biological process: U5 snRNA 3'-end processing; nuclear polyadenylation-dependent rRNA catabolic process; exonucleolytic trimming to generate mature 3'-end of 5.8S rRNA from tricistronic rRNA transcript (SSU-rRNA, 5.8S rRNA, LSU-rRNA). The transcript is spliced from 7 exons. Gene Ontology annotation, cellular component: cytoplasmic exosome (RNase complex); nuclear exosome (RNase complex).
GUUAACAAAUUUGCCGAAUGAUCCUUACAAGUUCGGCCAAUCGAGGUUAUUAAGAAGUAUCCUGCGGUUUUCGUUUAAUAUUUUGCGCAAAAAAAGCGGAUUUUAUGUUUUUUUAAAAUUUAAUAUGUCGAAUUUUAGAAAAACAGUAAUUUCAAAUUGCGAAAAGGAGUUCUUAUUAAAAAACUUAACAAAAUGGACGAGGUUAGACGGUCGUGCCUUUGAGGAAUUCCGGGACAUAAAAAUUGAGUUUGGAAGCGAUUGGGGAUGUUGUCAUGUGUCCUUGGGUAAAACGAAAACUCUUGCUCAAGUGUCUUGCGAAUUGCAGUACCCGAACGCUUCUCGACCAAACGAGGGGAUUUUAUAUAUUAAUUUGGAAUUAAAUCCAAUGGCUGAUCCCAAUUAUGAGGUUGGUCGACAAUCUGAUCUCUCAGCUCAAUUAAAUAGACUAUUGGAAAAAUGUAUUAAAGAUUCCAAAGCUGUUGAUUUAGAAUCAUUAUGCGUGAAAUUGAAUGAAAGGGUGUGGGCAUUUAGAGUUGAUAUAAAUGUUUUAAAUCAUGAAGGAAACAUUUUAGAUUGUGCUUCAAUAGCAGCACUUGCGGCAUUGGCCCAUUUUCGAAGGCCAGACAUAUCAUGGGAUGGAGAAGAAUUUAAAAUUUAUAGCCAUAAACAAAGAGAUCCAAUACCCACAGUCUUACAUCAUUAUCCAGUAUGUGUUUCAUUUGGAAUAUAUAAAGAAGGGGAAUUUAUACUGGCAGAUCCCAACCUUUUAGAGGAAGGUGUUGCUGAUGCAUUUUUAAGUGUUGCUUUAAAUUCCUACAAGGAACUAUGUGGUUUACAUUUGGGUGGCAAGACUCAGUUGGCACCUGAAGUAAUAUUAGAGACAACACACAAAGCUGCCAAGAGAGCAAGUCACUUGGUAGAAUUAAUAAAAGAAGCCGUAGAAAAAGACAUUGAAAAAAGACAAGCAAUGCAAUCUGUUGGUUUCCACACCAUCGAGGUGAAACAAGCAGAUAUUAGUUUAGCAGAUCUAAGUGUUUGCUUAGAUCAGUGGAGCAGCCCCAAAAAACAAAAGAAAGGUAAAAAAUCUAAAAAAGAAAAUUUGCAAAUAGAAGCCAAAGAUAAUCAAAGUGCAAAGGAACAAAUAACACAGUUGGGUGCAAGUACAGCUGAACUUGUGUUUAAGGACAAGCCAAAUUCAUCUUGGGAGGUCAUAGAGAGCGAUGAUGGGUCGGAAGAAGAUAUUGUCUGUAUUGGAACUCCAAAUGUGGAAACUAUCGAUUUGGCAAAUGCUGAAAGUGAAGAAGAAGAUGUCGUCAUCUUAAAUGCUGAGAGCAAACCCAAGAAAAAGAAGAGAAGAAAACAAAUCGCUUAAAAUAUUCAAGUUUUAUUGUAAAAAUUAAAUUAUA